This is a messenger RNA of Linum trigynum, 5098 nucleotides long. Lineage: Eukaryota; Viridiplantae; Streptophyta; Magnoliopsida; Malpighiales; Linaceae. The record is from the annotation of a GenBank genome assembly.
AAUAAUGAAACCUAAAAAUUCAAAAAGAAUAAAACGUAAAAGACUAAAACAUAUAUGAGGUUUGUUACCUUGAAAAUUUACUAGAGCAGCUGGUGGAUAUAGGGAUGGAAACACAAUGUAAAUUGAUUAGUAGAUUGAUUUGUCUAAUGCUAAUGUUUCUCGUUUCAACAGGUAAUACGAGAAAACCUUUUCAACAAUGAAACAUGUGAAAAUUGAUUUGCGCAACAAAAUGAGCGAUGAAUUUCUAGUCGAUUGCUCAAGUAUUUUAUUUGAAACAGUGUAUACUAUUGGUAUGGAUGUGGACUCCUUUAUUAAUGCAUUUUGGGGGGAUGAUAAGAAGAUAUUGGAACAUUAAUUUAGAAGAGAUGCUCGGAGCGGGAGUUCAUUUUGGUCAUGGUACCAGAAAAUGGAGCUAAAUUAAAAUACCGUCGUGUACAAUUUACAUUGUAAAAAAAGUAUAAUCAUAAUAUUUUUUAUUAAUUAAUUUUCUAAUAAAAUGCGGCCCAAUGCACUUUUGUGUUCUAGAUCCGCCGCCGUAUACAUAUAUAUGCUUAUGCUUAUGUAUUACAUAUAACGACGAGGAUGAUGAUAAUAAUGAUAGUAGGUGUUGUCGAAAUAGAUUUGAAAGCCAUAUGAAUUUUAAAUGAAAUAUUAUAUUGGUGGGAGAUUUUUGGCAAAUGUGUAUUUAGAUUGUUUUUCCCCACUAAAGGAUGUAAUCAUUGGAGUUAAUUACCCAGUGUUGCGAAAGAAGGAGUGUGAGUGUGUGACAUCGAUCGGUCGGUCGAGUGAGUAUGUAGUUAGGUUGGCCGGCUUGAGAAUAUAAUAUUUUGAAGAAGUUUUGAAUUAAUUGUCUAAUAUUUGUUUCUCAAACAUAAACGAAAAAUAAUAAACGAUAAUUAAUAAUGAAAUAUAUAUCUCUUAUCAUAUUAGUAUGUCGUAUGCGAUUAAUUAAGAGAAUUAGAGCAUCCACAUUGGUAUUGCAUUCUCAAUUGCAAGAUGAUAUGACAUGUGUGUUUGCAACCGCAAAACCAAUUGCGUUGAUGUGGUUACCAAUUGCAUAUUUACAAGCUUGCAACAAAUGGCUCAAAAAUGGGAAAAUUUUACUUUAUAUUUUUUUUUCUCUUUUACUUUAUAUUAUUUAAUUUAAAGAUAAUAUUAAAUUACAUAUGCAAUUGCAUUGAUGUAGGUGAAUGAAAGUAAUGUGAGCUGGAUUGCAAAAAUUGAGUUGGCAAUAAAUAGUACAAAUACAAUUGCUUUUGCAAUUAGAUUGAUGUGGAUGCUCUAAGUAGCAACACUCUUAGACCCUCAUAGAGAAAAAAUACGAGAAAUAUUCUUCAACGAGCUCCAAUUUUUUAACGUAUCGAGCGUCAUGGAAAGUAAUUUUUGAGCAUGAAGGCGAUCGAGCUGAUAUGCAUAGUAUGAAAUAAUAUCGCGAGCGUAUUAAAGUGAGCGACCUAAUCCACGGGUAAACAAAUUUCGAUAACCAUAUUGGGGUUUCCUAAAGUAGGUGGCCAUGUGUUUUAAAUGUGUGGGGUUCCUAAAGUAGGUGGAUAUGUUUCUAUAAUUGCUUGCGAUGAAUCAUUUGGAUGCACAUAUAUGUAUGAAAUUAUGAGCCGAGUUUAUAAGACAGCCGGACGGCAGAAUGGCUGAUGGGUGACAGUGAUGGCAAUGAGUGGGGCGCGCAAUAAUCAUAAACGUCCUGCUCUGAAGGCGAGACAUGUUGAGUACUGCCCAUAUUGUUAUAGUGGUAUGGAUUGUGACACAUCGAAACAUUCUCACAUAUUAGUAAGUAAAAUAAAAUAAAGAAAAUUUAUUUUAUAAUAAAACAAAGAAAAUUUAUUUUAUAUACAUAAAAUAAGAAUAGUAGAAAGGGUAAUUGAGUGAGUCUAAUUAGGUGUAAGAUGAAGUCUUGCACUUAUUCCAAGUUUCAUUCGGUAAAAAAUAUGAUUGUAGAAAAGUUACAAUCAGAGAAAUACAAAUGGACAUUGAAGAAAAUUGAGGGGAAAAUGUGCGUAUAAUCUCCGAGAGAAUCUAUGUAUAACACGGAGGGGGAAAGAACAGAAAGGCGCAUAACUACCAGCUAAUCGUUUGUUGACUAGUCAAAAACUAUUACUAGUAUUUUAUUUUCCUUAAUCAAGUCAUAUAUAUACAUUUGAUCUCAUAAUUCUUAAAAAUAUACAUAAAAAUGCAUUAAUUAUGAUUUACAUGAUAAUAUAUAUUUUGCUAUAUUUUGGGGAAAAUAUCGAAUCUUCAAAACAUGUGUUUGCUACUAUCAUAUUGCCAUAGUAAAAUUGUAACAUUUAUGGUAAAAUCAUGAAUAUUAUAUCAAUAUAGCGGUAAUAUAAUGAUAUGACAAUGAUAUGAACAUCAUAUCAACAUGAAGAUCUAUACUGUGAUAUCCAUUUUGUUAUAUUUUGACAAAUAUAAGACCUCACCAACAUCAUGUCACUAUCAUAUCAUGAUAUUAUCACUAUAUCAUAUGGUCAAACUUAAGACACCAUACCAACAUCAUAUCACUAUCAUAUCAAAACAAUAAUACUAUGAUUAGUAUGAUAUCAUAACACUGUUAGUGAUGAUAUCGUGAUAUGACAGUAAUAUAAUGACCUGAAAAAAGAUUAAUAAUAUCAAAGGAUUGCAUUAUUAUUUUGGUGAAUAUUAUUAAUUUUAAACUAUUGUUAAACAGUGGAAAUUAAAAAGAUUAAUUUUAUUUAUAAUUAAUUUUUAUUUGUCACGUCACACAUUUAACAGUCAACUAUCAAAGUUGAUUGUCACAUUAGCAAAAGAUAAAGAAGAUUAAUGAAAAUUGACCAAACUUAAACUGUUGAACUAAUUUUAAUGACCAUAAAUGGAAUAAACUAAUAAGAAACUAAUAAGAAAUGUGAAACUUUUUAUUAGUUUCAGUCCAAUCUUGCAAUUUACCCAUUGUUUUAUUUUUAACAGCCCUUCCACCGAUCGAAAUUCGAAACCCUCAGCCGCUGCUCCAAGAUUUCAGGGUUAAACCCUAUCAUACCCUCCCUCCAAGGCUCCAACUCGCUCUUGGCCUUUUGGAAACGAGGACAUGCCAGUUGAAUCGAACACCACUGAGCCUCAAUUCCGGCCAUUGCCGACAGCCAGAGAUAAGAUGAGCUCAUCACUCGAAACCGAGACUCUGGUGGAAGCAGCCCUCAGAAUCCUUAACACACCAGACCCGUUUGAAAAGGCGCGAUUAGGCGAUUGGGCUGCUUCUCAAUGGCUCCAGGGCUCCAUCUCUCUUGCUUACGACCCUGAUCUCCACUUCUCAGUGCCAGAACGCCCAGCCCGGCUCCCCGACGUUAAGUUGGUGGCACCCGGUUUGAUGCCGAAGCUUGGUAAAGCUGGUAGCUUGCAGAGUAGACAGGCUAUUGUCCAUAGCCUUGCUCACAUCGAGAGCUGGGCUAUCGAUCUCUCUUGGGAUAUAAUUGCGCGUUUCGGUAAGCAAGAGGCAAUGCCAAGAGAAUUCUUCACAGAUUUUGUGAAGGUAGCUCAGGAUGAGGGAAGGCACUUCACCCUCCUAGCCAAACGUCUAGAGGAAUUGGGUUCUUCUUAUGGUGCAUUACCUGCACAUGAUGGGCUUUGGGACUCUGCUAUGGCUACAUCCAAGAGUCUGCUGACACGGUUAGCAGUAGAGCAUUGUGUGCAUGAGGCCAGGGGACUGGAUGUUCUGCCAACAACCAUCUCUCGAUUCCGGAGUGGAGGUGACAAUGACACUGCAAAUCUACUGGAGACGGUCAUUUACCCAGAAGAGAUCACUCAUUGCGCUGCUGGAGUAAAAUGGUUUAGGUUCCUGUGCUUAAGGUCUGCAACUCCAGCUUUACUUGUUUCUCAACAAGCGGGAGGGAGACAGCCUGAGCCCGCCAGGGGGGAGGAUGAAGAGAUGGUGAUUCAGAAGUUCCAUUCUGUUGUCAGAAGUCACUUCAGGGGGCCUCUCAAGCCACCGUUUAAUGCUGAAGCAAGGAAAGCUGCUGGCUUUGGCCCUCAAUGGUAUGAACCACUUGCCAUCAAAGAUGUUGCCACAGAAUCCCAAUAGCCCCACAGAUGGGAAAUUCCCCCCUUUUUUCGGUGUCCGCCUAAGACUUUGUAGCUCGCCGGAUUUUGAAGAUGCAGAUGCCCUCAAUCCAGGAUUCCUAAAGUGAAGGAUUUCGAAAUGAUAGACUGUCUCAAAGUCUCCCCAAAGUCGUGUUCUGCAGCUUUUUAAUCCUUUGUACCUAUGUCUAUUGCAUUUUGUUUGGAAUGCCAAUUUGAAUAUUUUAAUUUUAGUGCAUGGGCUGCUUACCCUACUUGUUUGCCACUUGAUAUAAGCAUGUUCCAUUAAACCGUACCGGCGGUUCAACCAUAAAAUACCAGUACUGUAGGCUAAACCGAUAGGCGGUAUUUAACUGUACUAACAGUUAAACUACGGUUAAACCACGAUUUUGCCAUAAAAUACCCUACCGCUUACUUUUUCAGUACGGUCUCCGGUACGGUUUCAUGGACCAUAGAUAUAAGUACUUUCAUAGUUGUUUAUCUUCUUUUAAAAGAAUCCUGUUUUCAAUCUUUCAAAUAAGGAAACUUAUUAGCGACCCUCUUGGGAAGCCAAGGCCACCGCGCAGGAGCAGAGACUAUUUCGAUUCCCAUUGCACCUUGAAAUGAGCAAGAGUAUUCCCCAUGUCUUAACAUCUCCUUUCUAAGUAGAGGAAAUAGACAGUCAUCUCGAGCAUCUCCUUUCUAAGCAGGGGAAAGAGACAUAUUCAUCUCUCGAGGACUUAAAAAUCAAGUAUCUAAAUGGAAUGAGGAAAGGUUUCAGCAACAUUGUCACCCCUUAAUGGGAAUGGCGAAAACAAUAGAAUUAUUGGUUUUGCUUCUUACCGAAAAGGUUAUCAAAGAUAGAGAGGUGUUUUGGUGACUUAGCUAGGUUAAUAGACAAUUCUUGGUAUGACACUAUGACUUUUUAGUUGCGAUCAAUCUUUAAACCAUUAACGACUCAAAUAUGUUGUCAAUUCGGUUUAGCCCGCUAGUCCUGUCAAGCAAGCUAGUUGAGAGUUAAUGCUCAUAUUGCUUUAGAUCGCUUUAACAAUAUAUGUGAUAAAGUCAUUUUAUCAUA